Diospyros lotus (date-plum) is the source of this 1471-nucleotide messenger RNA. RefSeq names its product UV-B-induced protein At3g17800, chloroplastic. The transcript is spliced from 3 exons. The coding region runs from base 128 to 1336 and encodes 402 amino acids. Lineage: Eukaryota; Viridiplantae; Streptophyta; Magnoliopsida; Ericales; Ebenaceae. The record is from RefSeq and is a predicted model, not a curated record.
AAUCUUUUAACCCACCGAUUCUGCACUGUCCUGAAAUACUGUAAUCUCUCUCUCUCUCUCUCUCUCUCUCUCUCUCACGCAGAGGCUUCAAAACCCUAACGGCACCAGGGAUUUUGAGAGGGGAGACAUGCCGAUUUCAGGGAUAAUAGCGGACGUACUGGUGGCUCUCCCGUCCGCCGGAGGCUUCAAGUCGCCGGAAUUCAGGCAUUUGCACGCAUUCUCCGACUCGAAGUUCCUUCCUUCUUCUGAAUUCAUCAGAGGCUGUCCUUUACAUUCCAUUCCUAAGCUAGGAAUCGGAUCAGAUAAGUCUCCAGCAAGAGGCUUAAUAGUGAGAGCAGCAGGUAGUUCUGGUGGUGAUUUGGCACCAGUUGCUCCUGUUCAAUUUGACUCUCCGGUAGGCCAGCUGUUGGCACAAAUAUUGCAAACCCACCCGCAUCUGCUCCCUGCAGCCAUUGACCAGCAGCUUGAGAACCUUCAAGCUGAAAGAGAUGCCCAGGGAGAAGAAACUCAACCUUCAGCACAGGAUCUCCUCUACAAAAUAGCUGAAGUGAAAAAGAAGGAAAGACAGAAGACCUUGGAAGAGAUAAUGUACUGUUUGAUUGUACAGAAAUUCGUGGACAAAGGAAUAUCACUGAUCCCAAAAAUUUCAGCAACCUCAGAUCCGACAGGCAGGGUAGAUUUUUGGCCUAAUCAAGAACAGAAACUAGCGUCUGUGCAUUCGGAUGAAGUAUUUGAGAUGAUACAGAGUCACUUAUCUCUUGUUCUUGGGGAUCGGGUUGUGGGACCUCUGGAUACGAUAAUUCAGAUCAGCAAAAUUAAGCUUGGAAAGUUGUAUGCCGCUUCUAUAAUAUAUGGUUAUUUCCUGAAACGCGUUGAUCAGAGGUUUCAACUCGAGAGAUCAAUGAACACCCUUCCAAAGGGUUUCUAUGAAGAAGAUGCAAAGGUUCAAGAUAACCAGCUUUGGGAUGUAGACUCCUUGAUCAGUAUCCCACCUGAGUCCGAUGGGGAUGAAGGCAGCCAGUCUGAUUCCAGUGACGGCAAAUCGCAUGGAUUAAGAUCCUAUGUGGUGUAUUUAGAUGCGGAGACACUUCAGGCAUACGCUACCAUAAGAUCGAAGGAAGCUAUUUCUUUGAUUGAGAGACAGACACAGGCACUUUUUGGAAGGCCCGAUGUCAGGAUUUCGGAGGAUGGUACCCUCGAUGCAUCCAACGAUGAAGUUGUUUCGCUUGCAUUUUCUGGAUUGGCAAUGCUCGUACUGGAGGCAACUGCAUUUGGGUCUUUUCUAUGGGAUGCCGAAGGUUAUACUGAAUCCAAAUACCACUUCCUCAAGAGCUAGACGUCUUUGAGGUGUAUGCUUGCUUGUUCUUCAGAAUUGAUGUUCUUCCAGCUUUAGGAACUGUAUUACUUGAAUCCAACCUGCUAAUCCAGCAUGUGGUUGAAUGUAAAUAUCUUGAGUCUUGACUUCUUAACA